AUGGACGCGAAUCAACGGACAAUGAACCCGACGUGCACGGGCACCUCGGUGAUGGCCAUCCAAUACGACAAGGGCGUCGUCGUCAUGUCGGAUCGGGUCGUCAGCUACGGAAAAACAGCUCGAUAUCAUAACGUCUCCCGCCAAUACAAAGUGAACGACAACGUGAUCGUGGCGUUCGGAGGCGACCACGCCGACUUCCAAUGGCUGCAGAAUCUGAUCGAGCGAGUGGUGGCCGAGUGGAACUCGCUGGGACACGAUAUCGGGCCCAAAUCUCUGCACGGAUACCUCACCAGCCUGCUCUAUUCACGCCGCACGAACAUGGACCCGCUGUGGAACACGCUACUCGUCGCCGGUGUCGAAGAAGAUUUCGAGAACAAGGAGUCCUUUAUCGGCGUCAUCACCCAGAAGGGCGUCGCCUACCCGGUGAAGAGCGUGGCGACGGGGAUGGGCGCUAUGCUGGUGAACCAGGCGAUCGAGGACGAGUUCCGCAAGAAGGAAGGAAAAUUGACGCGCGCCGAGGCGGAGAACAUCCUCCGCAAGGGCCUCGAGCUGACGUUGUACCACGAUUGCGUCGCCGACAACAACUUUGAGCUCGGCGUCGUCGACAUGGACCAGGGAACGAUCAUGGGCAAGGAGGAACGCAUCAUCGGCAACUGGCAAAUCGCCGAGGCCAACUGCCAAUACGAA
Molecule: messenger RNA, 687 nt
Organism: Mesorhabditis spiculigera
Lineage: Eukaryota; Metazoa; Nematoda; Chromadorea; Rhabditida; Rhabditidae
Source: the annotation of a GenBank genome assembly